AUGGAGCCAGGCGGAGGGGGGAGGGGGAGAGGGGGAAAGGGGGCACGGAGGGGGAAAAGCGGGGGAGGUGCAAGAGGGAGGAGAGGCAGUGCGAGGGGUGAGGCGGUGGGCGCCGUGGCGGAGGGGGCUGCAGGGGCGUGGUGGGCCAAUGGUGGGGGCGCGGGGGGCGGGUAUGUGGGAGCAGGAGGACUCGCGGCGGGGGAAACGGGAUGGGGCGUGGGGGAGGGCGUGGGGGUUGGUUCAAGCGCGCGCGGAGGGGCAGUGACAGCGUGGGAGGGCGGAGGGACGGGCGGAGGAGUGGGAGCGGUGGGCGGAGGAGGGGAAGCAGCGAAUGCAGCGGAGGGAUGGACAACAGGGGGAGGCGCGGAGGGAUGGACAGGGGGAGGCGCGGAGGGAUGGACAGGGAGAGGCGCGGAGGGGCGUGUAUCCCGCCGCAGGGGAGGCAGGGGGAGGGGCGCGGAUGGCGGAGCAGGCGGGAGGAGCGUGCGCGCACGCGAGGGCGCGGGGCGGGGGAGGAUGGCGGGUGGAACGGGACAAACGGACGGCAGUCGCGGGCGGGGGGUGGAGGCGCACGGAGGGAGGGGCGCAGGUGUGGCGCGCGGGCAGGGAUGGAUGGGGGCGGGCGCGCAUGCGCGCGGGGAUGCGCGGAUGAGAGGUGGCACCGCUGGCAGGGGGUGGGACGCGGGCGGGGGCAUGGGCUACCUGGAUGGGCGGGUGAGUGGUGGAGAGGCAUUAGGAGCGGUACGAGGGCAGCAGGGGCGUGUGGAGGGUGCAUGGAGGGGGAGGAGAGUGGAGAUGGCGUGGGAGGGUGAUGGCGAGGAGGAAGGGGAGCGGUGGGAUGUGGGGGGCGAGGAGGCACACGCAAGGCAGCACAUGUUUCGUGGUGCGGCAGGCGGGUGGGUGGAGGGUGGGCAAGACGAGUGGCAGCCUGGCGCUGGAGUGGGCGGCGGUGGGGAGGAGCUUGGGCGCAACCAUGUGGUUGUGCGUGGGGAAGGGGGCGAGGAUGGGGCUUGGGGGGAGUGGUACGAGGGGGAGGGUGGUGGAGCGACAGAGGAAGAAUGGGAAGGAGAGGGAGGGGAGGAGUGGGGGGGAGAGGGAGGGGAGGAGUGGGGGGGAGUGGGAUGGGAGGAGUGGGGAGGAGAGGCAGGGGAGGGGGAGGGCGAGGAGGACUUUGAGCUGGGGUACGCUGCUGGCCUCGCUGCUGCUCGUGAGGCUCUCAGACAAGCCUCUGCCACCACCGCCGUUGCUGCAGGUGCAGGUGUUGGCCCCGCUUCAACGGGAGGGGUUGACGAGGGGGCACCAGGCGGUGCUGCAGGCGGCAUGGACCUCAUGCUGCCUCACCACCCGCCUGCUGCAGCAGGGGCCGCGGCAACAUCAGCACCAGCUGCACCAGCAGCAGAAGCAGAAGCAGGCCAAGGCGCAGGUGAGCAGGAAGGGGCAGGCGGCGGCGACAGCAACCGGCGCCGCGGUGGGGGAGGUGGGGGGGCUGGGGGAGGGAGCAGGGGGGGCCGGCGCAAGCACGUGGACGUGAGUGUGAAGCGCGACAUCUGUGAGCUGAAGCGGGUGCGGCCGGGCAUCACGGUGGGCGGCAUCAUGCGCGUGUGCCGCGCCAAGUACCCGCACAUGCGCUUCAUCCCCUCGCACGUGCGCCGCAUCCUCGACAAGGCGGACCACUGGAGCUCCACGCUGGCGCAGCGCAGCAGCAAGCGCGUGCGCGCGCCCGAGAGCAUGGCGCUGGAGGAGGCGCUCGUGGCGUGGCUGCGGGAGAAGAAGGGCGGGCCCGGCGCCACCAAGGUGCAGCUGCAGGAGAUCUGCGCCAAGGGCCGCGAGCUCGGACCCUCCUACGGGGUCUCGCCCUCCUUCAGGUACAGCAUCGGGUGGGCGUGUCGGUUCCAGGAGCGGUGGGGGUUCUCAAAGCGGCACCUGGAGGAGGAGAGGGAGGCGUACUUCAAUGAGGUUGACGACCCCGCCGCCGCCACUGCUGCUGCCGGCAGUGCGGAGCCGUCGCUGCUGGCCCUGGCUGAUGAGAUCUUCGGCACGCAGAUCCUGGUGGCACGCACGCAUGGUGAUGGGGCGGCGGGGGAGCAGGGGGACGAGGGUGAUGAGGGGGAUGAGGAGGGGAGUGAGGAGGGUGAUGAAGGGGGUGAGGGUGGGAGGAGAGGAAGGGGAGGGAGGGGAGGGAGGAGAGGUAGGGGAGUGGUGGGAAGGGCGGGUGGGAGGGAGGGAGGGAGGGGAGGGAUGCGGGUGGUGGGGCGGGCGACGUCCCUGACUGCGGGCAUGGAGGUGAUCGACCUGGAGGGCGGCGAGGGGGGUGAGGGCAGGCAGAGGGGCGAAGGGGGUGAGGGGGGCGAGAGUGGGGAGGAGGGCAUGGGGGGCGAGAGGCAGGGGCGGCGGAGGGGGCAGGGCGAGGAGGGCGAGGGGGGAGGGACGUCAGGGGCGGAGGCAGCAGAGGCGGGUGGAUGGCAGGGAGAAGUAGACUUGCUGGCCGGCACGGCAAGAGGUGCAGCGAGAGAGAGGGCGAGGAAGAAGGCAGCAGGCAGGGCGGCACGGCCAGUGCAGCCGAGCCGAGAGCUGCUGGCGCUGGCGCUGGCAGAGGCCGGGGUGGACGGGGAGCAGGCGGGUGCAGGCGUGCAGGCAGCACGUGGGUCUGACUCCGACACUGCAGCAGGCACAGAGGCAGACGAGGGAGUCAGACGGGCAGCGCCUCCAGCAGGGGCAGCGGUGAGCGGUGCAGCCGCAGCAGCAGCAGCAGCAGCAGCAGCAACAGCAGCAAGGGUGGUGGAUGUGGAGGCGGCAGUGGCAGCAGCAGGAGACCUCCGCCUGGACCCCCCCAGCGAUGACUCCCGUGGUGGCCACGGCCAUGCGGAGAGGCAGAGUGCUGCAGACAGGGAGAAGCGCGCGGCGGGCAAGAAGGGCAAGCACCGCGCGGCCAUCAGUCUGCGGGUGAAGCGAGUGAUCUGCAUGCUGAGGGCCGCCCGGCCCCACAUGGCGCCCAAAGACAUCCACCGCCUCGUGCACCGCGCCUUCUACGCCGCCGCCCGCCACGCCCACCCACCCUCCUCCUCCACCACCGGUGCCACGGCCGCUGCUGCUGGCAGCGCAGCGAGCUUGGCCGCAGGGGGAGUGGCGGCGGCCGCCGUGGAGGCGGCGGGCAUGGCGGCGCUGGACGUGGCGGCGGUGCGGCGCAUCCUGAGGAAGAGCGCCGUGUACCUCGCCCUGCCCGCCCACUGCGCCACCCGCAUCCGCCACAGCAGCGGCGCCCACCCCCACGUGCAGGCCGCCGUGGCAGCGUGGGUGAGGGCGAUGGAGGCACGGUACGGGCGAGAGGCGGUGCGGUGGGAUGACAUUUUAGAUUAUGCGCGAGAGGUGGGGCGGCAGAUGGGCGUGGAGGAGGGCUUCCGGUACAGCUACCACUGGGCCCGCAAGGCCCUGCUGCGACAUGGGCUGGGCAGCGACUGGGGCAAGCAGGGAGGGGCGGUGCUGCUGAGGGAGGACGAGUGGAGGCAGCUGGUGAAGCUCUCCCCCCCUGGCAGGCCGGGCGCCGUCCGACUGCGCGGCGCUGAGGCCCGCCUCGAGGAGGCUCUUGCGCUCGCAGUGAGGAGGGCUAUAGCGAGGAUGGAGCAGGACAGGCAAGCUGAGGGGGGGUUUAGGGGCGAUGAGGGAGGGGGCAGAGGGGGGGUGGGGGCGGGGCAGCAGCAGGUGUCAGUGCGGGCGGUGCAGGAGUAUGCAAAGCGGCUGGCCCCGCUGGUGGGGGAGGAGGUGGCAGCGCUGGUGGCGCUGGCAAAGGCGCAGCGGGAGAGGCGCGCUCAGAUCAAGGCGAGUGGACGCCGGCUGACCGACGUGCGCGAGGAGGAGUGGGUCGAAGCGGGGCGGCGGGAUGGUGGUGGUGGGCAGCGCAGGGCGGCAGGGGAUGCGAUGGAGAGUGACGGUGGGGAUGGGGAUGGGGGCGUGACUGGUGACAGUGAUGGUGGGUUUGACGGCACGGAUACUGAUGGCGGUGGUGCCUUUGACACAGACACGGACCUUGACCUGCCCGCCUUCCAUGCCAACACCAGCACGCAUGCUGCUGCCACUGCUCACGCCUUCACUCGUUCCGCCCCUCCUGCCAUCAAUGCACCAAGUUCUGCACCUGGUGCUGCCAUUGCCGCCGCUGAUGCUGCACCUCAGCAUGCUGCGCCUGCACGUGCCCCAGUCACCCCGCCACCUCAGGUGAGCACGCUGCUGGCGUCACUGGCGGGCGUGCGGGUGGCAUCUGCCGCCCACGCCGCCCCCCACCUGCACGCUGCGUGGGCCGCCCUUGCCGCAGCCACCCCCUUCCCCAGGCGCCUCACGGCCCACCGCGCGGCAGAGGUGGCGCGCGCAUGGCAGCGGCUUGAGAGGGCUCGCGUGGUGGUGUGGGAGGGGGGUGCGGGGAGCGAGGGUAGUGAGAGCAGUGAGAGCAUGAGCGUAGAGGAGAUUGGAGGGCUGGGCAGCAGCAUGGAGGAGUGGCAGUCGAAGGAGGCGAUAGCUGGCGCUGUGGCAGGGAGGAGCGCAGGAGGGGGCAAGGCUGGAGGGCGAGGGAGGAAGAGGAGGAGGAGCGGCGAUGCGCAGGACGGUGUGGUGACAGCACGGGGCGGGGCAGCAGCGGGGAGUGGGGCAGGCAUGGCAGGCAGGGGAGCAGCAGGGGCGGGGCAGCAGCAGGUAUCAGCGGGCAUGGCAGCCCCUGUGCUGUCCCCGGAGCUCUUAGUGGCGGCGGCCCUACGAGCUGCUCUUGCUCCCCACCCCAUGCCCGCCCCGCCUGCUGCUCACUUUCCGCGCUUCCCCUUCCCCCACACUGCACCACCCACCACCACCGCACUCCACUCCCUCGCGCAGCUGCUUGCAUCUGCUGGCCUGCCUCCACUAACCAACUACGCGUACGACUCCAACUUUUUGAAACACCAGGCUCGUGUCAACAGCAUGUAUUUGUUAAUUGUAGGCUAUACCGAGGUGCUCACUAAAGAGUAG
Molecule: messenger RNA, 4986 nt
Organism: Closterium sp. Yama58-4
Lineage: Eukaryota; Viridiplantae; Streptophyta; Zygnematophyceae; Desmidiales; Closteriaceae
Source: the annotation of a GenBank genome assembly